AUGGCGUUGUUUCUUCUAAUGGUGAUGCUGACAGCAUGUGCUGCUGCUCCUCAAGAUUUGUCAGGUAAAAUGUUCACCUUUCCUCAAGAAACUAACUCAGCUCAUGUGAGGCUGACAACAUCAAGACAAGUUCUGAGAGCUGUAACCGUCUGUCUCAGGGCCUUUACAGACCUCCGUAGAGAUCAUAGCCUUUUCUCUUUGGCCACACCUGCUUUUGACAAUGAAUUGCUGAUUUUCAACGGUGUUUCAAACAAUAAGUAUGCUUAUUGGAUCAGGAAUAAAAAUGCAGACUUUAUAGGGCAGGACUACAAAGUGAACACGUGGCAAUCAAUUUGUUCCACAUGGGACUCUGUGUCUGGACUGGGCCAGCUGUGGUUAGAUGGAAAGCCCUCAAGUAGGAAGUUCAUCAACUCUGGAUCCAACAUCAGCGGGCCCAUUAUAAUUGUUUUAGGACAGGAUCAGGAUACACAUGGUGGAGGCUUUGAUAUUAAUCAGUCUUUCGUUGGUAUGAUCUCUGAUGUCCACCUUUGGGACCACAUCCUUUCCCCCUGUGAGAUCCAGAACUACAUGCAUCAUCUAAACUUCGCACCAGGGAAUGUGCUCAACUGGAGGGCGCUGGAGUUCCAGACCACAGGAAGAGUGCUGAUAGAAGACAAACAAGAGAUUAAGACCUGUUAUUAA
Molecule: messenger RNA, 681 nt
Organism: Perca flavescens (yellow perch)
Lineage: Eukaryota; Metazoa; Chordata; Actinopteri; Perciformes; Percidae
Product: C-reactive protein
Exons: 4
Coding region: 1-681 (226 amino acids)
Source: RefSeq, a predicted model, not a curated record